Messenger RNA from Mytilus californianus (California mussel), 1546 nucleotides. RefSeq names its product ankyrin repeat domain-containing protein 61-like. NCBI's taxonomy places the organism in Eukaryota, Metazoa, Mollusca, Bivalvia, Mytilida, Mytilidae. The transcript has 3 exons. Bases 336 to 1178 code for a protein of 280 amino acids. Gene Ontology annotation, molecular function: protein binding. The record is from RefSeq and is a predicted model, not a curated record.
GAUACUGUCCCCUGAAGGUAUAUCUAAACAGUUGGAAAACGUGUAUAAAUACUAUCGCACAUAUAGAAAAACGUUAUUUGAUUGAAUGACAUAUAAAGACAUUUUUGUGCAAUUCACUUACAUGCAGAAACCUUUCGAAAUUUGGAAAUAUAUGAUUGAUUUUCUUCCAAGGCCUGUCUAAUGCAUAUGCGCAAUUAAGUAAUAUGUCACAGUGAUGCAUAAAAAUAAACCUCAUAUCCAUCGUUAUAUGCAUGGCGAUUAUUUUACGUAGUGAUAUUAUUCACGUUUUACAGAUAUAAAAAGAUAGAAUUUAUCGCCAAACAAAGAGAUAAACUAUGGAAGUCGAAUCCGGAAAAGAAAAUAAGAACGAAAAAGAAAAAUCCGAAGUUGAAAGAACAAUGUCAACCUCAUCUGCUGUAAGUUUAAAACAAUAUCCUUCAUCGUGGAGUUUGAAUUCAUCAUCGCCUUUGUUGCCGCGUCCAAGGAAACGUUCUCUAACCAUCUCGUCUCUUCCGCCAAAUCCUGAAGAUAUUUUAGACAAGAGAGAUCCGAAAGGGCGAACACCCCUUUUCCUGGCUGUUAAAGAAGGAGACUUACCGGAUGCUAAACGUCUGAUGGAAAUGGGAUGUAAAGUAAAUUUAACGGACAAUUAUAAUGUCACACCUCUCCAUGCAGCAACAGAAAAAUUAAAUGGGGAUAUGAUAGAACUUUUAGUUGAGUACGGAGCAGAUAUAAAUGCUAAGAACAUAUUGGGCCAGACUCCGUUGAUGAGAGCUGUAUUAUAUGACGAUAUUGAUGUUGUAAAGCUGUUGCAUCAUUCAGGUGCUGACCUAAACGUAACGGACUGCACUGGAAAGACGGCCCUGCUAAUAGGUCUGCAAGAAGGACGAGUAGAAUGUUGUUCAUAUCUUAUAAAACACAAAUGUGACGUGAACCUUGUAGACAAACUUGGACAGUCAACACUCUACAUUGCUAUUCGUUGCUGCAAGAAUCCGUCAUCUGUUAUUGUACGAAAACUAAUGAAAGCCGGAUACGAUAUAAAGCGUGAUAACUCUAUAUGGCUGAAAAUGUCUGAAUUGAAUCGAUAUACUUUCAAAAGAAAGAGUUUUCUCGAUAAGGUUAAAGACAAAGUAGUGAGAAACCGCAAAUCAAAAACAGAGGAAGAACUUGUUGAUUGACUCUAAGUAGUUCCACACCUUCGCAACUUAUUCAAAAUAAUGUACCCCGCGAAAUUUUGUUCAGCCGUGUGAAAGAAAAAAAAAUCUUUAAAUAUUUUUAGUAGUGUGAAUGAUGUAAAUACUUAUGCAGUAUCUUUUAAUGAAUAAUUUCACAGUUUUGACUUAUUUGAAAUUUCAAAAAAGUCUGAACAACUAUAUUGAGAUGUAUAUGUAUCUUGCAUAGCUUUUUCGAUUAGGCAUUUAUCAAGAAAGUCCCAGUUGAUAGGAAACUAACUGACAUUUUGUUAAACAUGUGGUAUUUUGUCUCGACUGUAUGUAAUUUUGAUAGUAUAAAUUCAAACGUUCAAAUUAAAAUGUCAAAAUCUAAA